CCGCCCCGCCCGGGAGGAGUGUGUGCGUGUGUGCGAUCGGGCGGCGGUGCCCUGCAACCCGGGCAGCCCCCCCGCCCCCUGCCCGGCCAUGGAGCUCCGCGAUCGGCCCUUUUCCUUUUCCUCCGCCGCCUGAGCUCCGCCGCCCCUCUACCGGAGCUCCGCGCCCCGGGAAGCGGAGGGCGGGCGGCGGGCGGGGGCUGCCGAGCCCCGCCGCUGGAAUCACGGCACCGCCGCGCUGCGCUCGGCGGCAGCAGCAGCAGCAGCAACCCGAGGAGAGCUCUCUUUAUUUGUUUUGCCCCCUCCCCACCCCCCGCACUUUUCUUUUUUUUUUUAAUUUUUGUUUGUUUGUUUGUUUUUCUUCCCUUUCCCUCCUUCUCCCUACCGGAGGGAGGCACCGCGCUGCCCAGCCGCCCAAAGGGGCCCCGUCGAGCCCCGGGGACCCCGCGGAUGUGCGAAGCUCUCCUCCGGCCGCCCAUCCUCCUGCUUCUGGGCGCACCGCCUCUUUAUCCUCCUGCGCCUUUAUUUUUAUUUUUUAAGCAGACCUGAGCGGCAUCACCAGGGGCGGGGAGGGUGGGGGGCUCAGCUACGCUGCCAGACCGUCCCUCGCCCAUUUCUUCGAAGGAACUCUCAUGGCUUCACAGCUGCAGACAAGUUGCCGUGCAUCUUGGUGGACUAUCGGAGUUUGCAUCCUGGCGGCCGCGCUCUUUCCAGCGCUGCAAGCUCAGACUGUCUUAGUCAAUGACACAGUCUCAGGAUUUAUUGGGACAGACGUGGUCCUGCACUGCAGCUUCACCAACCCGCUCCCCAAUGUGAAGAUCACGCAGGUCACGUGGCAGAAAGUCACCAACGGCACCAAGCAGAAUGUGGCCAUUUACAACCCUGCCAUGGGGGUCUCCAUCCUCUCUCCCUACAAAGAACGGGUGACUUUCCGGAACCCUUCCUUCAAAGAUGGCACCAUUCAGCUCUCUCGGCUCGAGUUGGAGGAUGAGGGGGUUUACAUCUGCGAGUUUGCCACCUUCCCAACCGGCAACAGGGAAAGUCAGCUGAACCUCACAGUGCUGGCCAAACCCACGAAUCGGAUGGAGGGCACCACGCGGCCGCUGAUCGCCAAGUCGGGCAGGACAGAAAAGAUCUUGGUAGCCACUUGCAUCUCCUCCAAUGGGAAGCCCCCCAGCACCGUCACCUGGGACACCAAGCUGAAAGGGGAAGCAGAGUUUCAGGAGAUCCGGAACAGCAAUGGCACCAUCACGGUGAUCAGCCGGUACCGCUUGGUGCCGAGCCGCGAAGCCCAUCGGCAGCAGCUCAUGUGUGUGGUCAACUACCAGCUGGACCGCUUCACUGACAGCAUCACCCUCAACGUGCAGUAUGAGCCAGAAGUCACCAUCGAGGGCUUCGAUGGCAACUGGUUCCUCAAUCGGAAAGAUGUCAAGCUGAUAUGCAAGUCUGAUGCCAACCCCCCAGCUCACACCUACGAAUGGAAGCUGCCAAACGGGACUCUGCCAGGGAGUGUGGAAAUCCAGAACAACACCAUCUAUUUCAAGGGCCCCAUCUCCUACAGCGUGGCUGGCACCUACAUCUGUGAGGCCUCCAAUGCCAUCGGCACGCGGUCGGGCUUGGUGGAAGUCAAUGUCACAGAAUUUCCCUACACCCCGUCUCCAAUCGAUGAUCGCAAAUCCAUGGUGCAGCCGAACAUCCCCACCCCUGUGAUCGGGGGCAUAGUGGGAGGAGUCUCGCUGGUCCUGGUGGUGGCCGUGGUGCUUUUUGUGGUGCUCCGCCGCCGGCGUCACACCUUCAAGGGUGAUUACAGCACAAAGAAGCACGUGUACGGCAACGGCUACAGCAAAGCCGGCAUCCCGCAGCACCACCCGCCCAUGGCCCAGAACCUGCAGUACCCCGACGACUCGGACGACGAGAAGAAGCCGGGCCCAUUGGGCGGCAGCACCUACGAGGAUGAGGAUGAGGAUGCAGGAGCUGAGCGCAAGCUGGGCGGCCCCAACAAAUACGAGGAGGACGCCAAGCGGCCGUACUUCACGGUAGACGAAGGGGAAGCGCACCCCGAACCUUACGACGAAAGGACACUCGGCUUCCAGUACGACCCCGAGCAGCUCGACAUAGCAGAGAACAUGGUCUCGCAGAAUGAUGGAUCUUUUAUUUCCAAAAAGGAGUGGUACGUGUAGCUCGGCUCGCCCCGGCUCCGGCCAUGCACACACACACACACACACACACUCACGCGCAUCCCCGAGCGGAGCCAUGCACGGACCGGGGGCUCGGGGCGGGGGCAGCUUUGCUUUACGGAUCAUUUGUUUGGUGGGGGGGGAAAGGGAGGGGGGGGAAAGGGAGGGGAGGAUUGGAUGGGGAGGUGGGAGGUCGGGUAAUUAUUUUCUCGGUUUUGGUUUUGCUUUUUUAAUUUCUCUUGACGACUUUUCGUCCCCUUCUGUGGUGUUUGUAUUGGUCGGUGGCUUAGGUGUUACUAUUUGCUUUAACGACUGUUGCCCAGCCUGUAUAUUACACUCUGUUUGUGUCUCCGUGUCUCAAAGCGCCCCCCCGAGGCUCCUCCUCCCGCUCCCACCCCCCUGAAACACUGGAAUUUGUUUGUAUGUCGUCGUCUUUUCUUUGCUUUAACCUCGGGAGGGGGUCCGGGGGCAGAAAAGCUCACGGCAAAGGAAGUGGAGGUGCCACAAUUGGGGGAAGCGAUUGCUCUCGGUGGGAUAUAUGGGGUGUUCCCACUGCACUGAGGAUCUGCUCCCAGGUCACAAUGGCUCAACACAGGGAUCAUGGGGAAGGAAAGCCCUCGAACAAACCCCAGGUGCAUGGGCUGAUAGCAGCGAGGAGCAACAGAGCUGCCAUUUCCCUCCUGCCGUUCAUCACCCUCCUGGCUUUUCAUUUCUGCCUUUGUUGGAGCAUGUUUUAAAAGAAAGACAAGGAGUAUUUAUUGCUGACCUUCCCUCUGCGACGGCUCAGAGAGGUGCUGGCUCUUCUCAGCCCUGUUGCACACCGGCGCGCAUCCUCCCGCCCACCCGUGGCUUUGGGGUCCCUGUGUUUUAUGAUACCACUCAGACUUCAUCGUCGUGUGUUUACACUUCUUUCUUCCUUCUUUCAGUCAGAGCAUGCAGGCAGCUCGCUCUGUUUUAGCAAUUUGGGGACGUAUGGCUUCGCCUGCAUUGAUUGCCACUUUCCCAGUACCCCAUCCCUCCUCUAAGCAAAGCCUCAGUAGAUAGGGAGGUAGAGAGGAAGGAAGGAGGGAGUUGGCGUGUUGCUCUCAUCCUCCUUCCCCCUGCCUUGUGGACUGCUGCUAUCUCUGCUCUGUGGAUAGAUGGGAUUCCAGGCAACUAGGACCUGACACUGACCUUAUCCACCUUCACUGGGUCGGGGCUUAUUGCUCUUUUUUUUAAUUUUUUUUUUAUUUUUUAAUUGAUGUAUAAAUAAAUCUUUUGGUUUGGAAAGAAACCCCCAGUUUUCUGAGCUGUGUUGUCACGCACACCUGAAAGCAGCAGGACUCGUUCUCCCCUUGCCUUACCCAUUGGGUUUCAUUCCCCAGUGUCACACUGCUGCAGGAGCAAGAGCAUGGAGCCCGAGCCAUGCAGAGGAGCCAAGGUCAGGGCUCUGAUCCAUGCACGCAGGGCUCAGGCCAGGCAACGCAGCUCAUACCUACAGGCUGCAGCUCACUUUUAUUGCGUUAGUGGUGAGCAGGAGAGGGAAAUCCGAUUGCUGCUCUGUAAUCUUUCUGCUGUUCCUGCCAGCCCUCCCUGCUUCCUGGCUUCUGGCAGAGCAGCCCCGUGCCACAGGAAGCUCUGUGUCCUCAAUGAAGGGGAUGCAAUCUCUGACCCUGCAAAUUGUUGUGUCCAGCAGUGAUUCUUUCACAUGCCAUCUUAGUCCCAGGAGGUCCAGUCUUGCACUGCGUGGUGCUGUGGGUCCAGAUGUCCCCAGGGUUGUUGAUGCUCUGCCAGUGGGAGCUUAGCCUGCAGUGAAAUUGUGUCCCAGAGACCCUGGGUGUGAUGUGCUGCAGUGAGGGCAUGCAGACCUGGGUGGUGGGACGGUGCCCAAGGUAGAGACUUGCAAGGAAAUACGCUUUGACAGCCGUGAGCCUUCACUUAAAGGUGUCAUGUUUGGAGAUCUCCCAUCCACAGACAGUGCUUACAGUUAGCCACAUGGGGUAUGGAGAAACAAGGAGGCUCAGAGAAAGGAGAUAGCACAGCAAUAUGGGAUCUCCAAGCCAGAUGCUGCCAAGCUUCACCUUUUGCUGUUCCAUAUCAGUGCAGACAAUGCAGCAGCUCAGGUCUAGGAAGGAGCUCAGCCACAGGAGCACAAUGAUGUGGCUCAGAAGGGGGGCAGGUGAGGAUUUUCCACCCAGAGACCCACAGGCUCAACAUGGGUGCUAUGCCAUGCAAAGUGCACAGUGCUUCCCUCUGCUCCUCACCCCUGCUUCCUCCAGCAUCACACUGGAGUUGCAAUGAUUUUGCUUCUUGCUGUUCCUUGCAAGGUCAGCUAAUUGAGCGAAAGACUUAUUGGGGUGGUAAUUAGCGAGCUGAUUAGCCGUUCAUCUAUAGCAAGGUAGGAGGAGAAAAAAAAACCAAACCAAGACAACACUGCAGAUUGAUGUUUCACCUGAGAGCUGCCUUGAUGCAGCCAGAGCAUCACUCCCUGUGUGUGCCCAGGGUCACAGCCCCAAAUAAGCCCCCUCUUUAUGUGCAGACUGUUCUGCUGGCAUUUCCCUCUCAUGUUAUUCAUUGCAAUCCACCCCAGUGCUGUUAUUAUUUUCACUUAUUUAAUUACAAGGUGCUUUUUUUUUUUUUUUUCCAUUUUGCUCAAUCAUUUUCAUCCAGUCAAGGUUAAAAAGAAAAAAAAAAAAAAAAAUCCUCCAAAACCCUGAAGUUUUCUUUAGCUUCAAUAAAUAAAUAAAAAACUAAUCAGACUCCAAUGGUAGCAUUGAUUGCAAUAAGGGACAGAGGGAGGCAUUUUCCUGAUGUGGAGCCCAAAAAAAAUAAAAUAACAACAGUUCAGCAGAAAUCCCUGAGGGCUGCAGGGAGAGAGGCUCCAAAGAUUGAUCCUCAAGCAAUUAGAGAAGGGAACGAAAUUAACGAGGGGCUGCUGCACUCCUGGGCUGUUUUUCUUUCCCCUGCGCCCGCAGACAGCAGUGCACGUGCAUGGAGAUGUGAGCACCCCGAGGCUCUGGGAGCAGAGGAUGAGCUGCAGAGGGCAGAAGGUGGGGGAUGCAUUGCAGGAAUGGGGAUGGAGACCCUGUGGGAGCUGUGUGCCUUGCAUGUGUGACGCACCUGGGGUGAAUGUAGGGAGCAAAAGGAGCCAGACCCUCGGUGGCACAAAGCAGCAGUGGGGGAGACGUCCUCACUGAGGAUCAGUUCUUUUCUUUGAUUGUUUUAUUCCUUAAAGUGGCUCCUUAAACUCCAGUGAUUGUUUUUCUCUCUCUUUCUUCUCCCUCUUGCUGUAAUUAUCAUUGUGGAAUAACGGAACGGACAAACGACCCCAACCCUGCUUUUUUCUCUUUUUUCUUUCUGAUUUUUUUUUCCCUUUUUUUUUUUUUUUUUUUUUUUUUUUUUUGUAAUCUGUGCUGUAAGUGCUUUUGUAAAAAAAAAAAUAAAAAUAAAAUAAAAUAACGUAAUGGACUUUUA
Tympanuchus pallidicinctus (lesser prairie-chicken) is the source of this 5627-nucleotide messenger RNA. It is a transcript of the gene NECTIN1, whose product is annotated as nectin cell adhesion molecule 1. Bases 630 to 2177 code for a protein of 515 amino acids. The transcript has 6 exons. NCBI's taxonomy places the organism in Eukaryota, Metazoa, Chordata, Aves, Galliformes, Phasianidae. The record is from RefSeq and is a predicted model, not a curated record. Gene Ontology annotation, cellular component: adherens junction. Gene Ontology annotation, biological process: heterophilic cell-cell adhesion; homophilic cell-cell adhesion; protein localization to cell junction.